GUUUCAAUCUUAUCUACACAAACGGCUGUGUCGGAAGUUUUCGAGAGUUUUCCAAGGCACAAUUUGGCGCUUUAUUUAGGCGGGUAAAUUGAAGAAGACAAUUAUGGAAGCAGAACAGAAACAGAUGAAUGGACAUGGCGACAAUUUAUUCAAAACAGGAGAAAUAAAACAAAAUGGGUGUAAUGGACAUACAAAUGGUACAACUAGAAGACACGAUGAAUACCACUACUUGGAUGCCAUACAAGAAGUUAUUGACCAUGGUGUAAGGAAGAGUAACAGAACUGGUAUUGACACGUUAUCUAUAUUUGGAAUGCAGAUGAGAUACAGUUUAAGAGAUCAAUUUCCCCUCCUGACAACUAAACGAGUGUUUUGGAGAGGAGUAGCUGAAGAGUUACUAUGGUUUGUGGCAGGUUGUACUAGCGGGAAGAAACUGAGUGAUAAAAAUGUAAAAAUAUGGGAUGCUAAUGGUUCCAGAGAUUUCCUUGAUGGGUUAGGUCUUACACACCGAGAAGAAGGUGAUUUGGGGCCAGUAUAUGGAUUUCAGUGGAGACAUUUUGGUGCAGAGUACAAAGAUAUGCAUGCAGACUAUAGUGGACAGGGCGUCGACCAAUUAGCAGACGUCAUCAACAAGAUCAAAACAAACCCUGAUGACCGACGAAUUAUUAUGUCCGCAUGGAACCCUGUUGAUCUAAAGAAGAUGGCAUUGCCACCUUGCCAUGCCUUUGUACAAUUCUAUGUAGCUAAUGGGGAAUUAUCUUGUCAGUUAUACCAAAGAUCUGGUGACAUGGGUUUAGGGGUGCCGUUCAACAUUGCCAGUUACUCGCUACUUGUAUACAUGAUCGCUAUGGUAACAAAUCUGAAGCCAGGAGAUUUUGUACAUACCAUUGGAGAUGCCCACGUUUACGUUAAUCAUUUAGAUCCUUUAAAGGAACAGCUGAAAAGAGUGCCGAGAGAGUUUCCAAAACUUGUCAUCAAAAGGGAAGUUACAGACAUUGACGAUUUUAAAUAUGAAGAUUUUGAAAUUGUUGGUUAUAAUCCUCAUCCAAAGAUUGCUAUGGAGAUGGCUGUGUGAUGUCGGGUUGUCAUGGAGAUGGAGUUGUUAUUGUUUAUUAGUUGCCAUGGGAAUGCCAAUGCUUUCAAUUGAUCAAUUGAUCAGUGUAGAAUCUAAAAUAAUUCAGAAGGUCCUUUAUUUAAUAACAUUGAAAAGUGCUUAAAUCUUUUAUUGAUUAAAACAUCAAAGUAGGCAUGAUAUUGUAAUGUUUUGAAGGGCCAUCUUGAAACGUUCUUCACCAUAUAUGAUGGUUUAUAUGUCAGAAGCACUUCUUUAUAAAAAAAAUUAUACUAGAAAACCAAAUAAUGUGCUCUCUCAAGUUUAUGCAUAGUUUUGUGUUCUCUCAAGAUUAUGCAUAGUUUUGUGUUAUCUCAAGAUUAUGCAUAGUUUUGUGUUAUCUCAAGAUUGAUUAGUUUUGUGUUCUCUCAAGAUUAUGCAUAGUUUUGUGUUCUCUCACGGUUAUGCAGUUUUGUGUUCUCUCAAGAUUAUGCAGUUUUGUGUUCUCUCAAGAUUAUGCAGUUUUGUGUUCUCUCAAGAUUAUGCAUAGUUUUGUGUUCUCUCAAGAUUAUGCAUAGUUUUGUGUUCUCUCAAGAUUAUGCAGUUUUGUGUUCUCUCAAGAUUAUGCAUAGUUUUGUGUUCUCUCAAGAUUAUGCAUAGUUUUGUGUUCUCUCAAGAUUGAUUAGUUUUGUGUUCUCUAAAGAUUAUGCAUAGUUUUGUGUUCUCUCAAGAAGAGAUCCAAUUAAUUUGUCAAUCUCAUUCAUUAUGUAUGUACAUUGAAAGAAAAGAUGAUUUGAAUACUAUGAUAGAUAUUAUACUCGCAUUUUUGUGUGAAUUAUUUGAAGCUCUCUUAUGCUCAAUUAUACUGUUGCCCAGUAUGUAUACACUUUUUGACUUCAAUAUAAUUUUUUUUUUAAGAAUCUUAUAAUUUCAAUAAUACUAGACCACUUUAUAAAACAUUUUGAAUUAAUCAGAAAUAUUUUUUUUUUAUCUAUGUAAUUAUUUAAGCCCAGUUGUGUUCAAUUAUAUUGAUGUUCAUGCCAACAUGUGUUCAAAAAUACUUAACUUAUGCAAUAUAACUUAAUCCAACAUGUGUUCCAAUAUUAUGAUAUUAUUUUUCUAUGUAUAUAUUCAAGUAAAUAUGUUUUCAAAUAUACUCUACUUGCACAAAUUUCUUAACCCCAUAUGUGUUCAAAUAUACUGAAAAAAUUGAUCUUUGCAAUUUCUUUAUAAACCCACAUGUUUUAAAAUGUAACUAUCCUGCUCUGAUGGAGGCUACACUACUCUUUCUCUAACUGUUCAUAUAUCUGUCCCAUGAAAUAUUUAUCACAUUUUUCUCAAAAACUACAAAUUGGAGCUUCAUGUGAACAUUCGGGCCUUGGUGGGUGAGUGGUCUAAGUAGUUCAACUACGGUACUGUAUCACUAGCCUCUCAACACCAACACUGAGGUUGUGAGUUGAAUCCCACACAUGGCAGGUGCACUUGACUCCAAUCUUAAUUGAGAAGUAUUGCCAGAUUUCCUACUGAAGGUCAUAGUUCUCUCUGGGCACUCAGGCUUCGUCCACCAAACAGCUGCCAGGAAAUAGCCAGUAGUAAUGAAAGUGACAUUAAAAACCAACAAUCAACCAAUCAUGUGAACAUGCCAUACUGUGUGAUAUUUUUUCACAUCAAUCUCUCAUCAACUUCCUGUUUUCAGAAAACUUUAAAGUAACAUUAAUAAUCACUAGCUCUCAGUACAUCUUGGUAUCAUAUUCUAUGCAAUUACUGAUUCAAAAUUGUUCUGAUUUAUUGUCCCCUGCGAACACGUUGCGGGGGACAUAGAAAUUCCAGGCUUCUGUCCGUCCGGUCUUGUUAGCGCUCUGACAUGUACAGUUCUUGCCAGAUUUUUAGGUUUAAAUCAUCAAUGUCUCAGACAAAUUUGAAAAUCAGUGCCGAUAAAUUAUUUUUGAAAGAGUUAUGUCCCUUGGAAAUAUUGAUUAUAUGGAAAAUUGCAUUGUUAGUGCUCUCAUGUGUAAAAUUCUUGCCAGAAUUUUAUGAAACUUAUAUCAUAGGUUUAUAUCAGCAAUGUCUUUAACACUUUCGAAAAUAAGUGCUGAUCAAAUAUUUUUAACUAGUUAUGCUCUUUGGAAAAAUUAAUUAUAAUGGAAAUUGCAUUGCAUUUGCACUGAAGCCUUCAUUUCUCUAAGAUAUUUAUAAAUUGUUUAAAAAAAAAAAAAGUGUUUUUUUUUUUUAGUUAUUUCCCUUGGAUUGAUUAAAUAUGGUUUAACGCGGUGGACAUGGGCACUCUUUUCUUUUAUUUAUCCUUAUUUAACCAUCCAUACAUAUAAUUUUGGAAUAGACAUUAGACUAAUGCAUGUUCUGAUUUAUUUAUACAUUUCUUCCAUUGUCUAACAAAUGUGUUCCAAUAUACUGAAAUUCUUGUAUUCAAAUAUAUGACGAUGAUGGGUGUGUUUAACCACCUUGACAGGCUAUAUUAGCCUUCGCACAGUCAGUGAUCAAAUAUACUGCUACAUUAUAAAGUUAUUUAUAAUGAUAUCAAAGCUUGUAUGUGGAAAAAAUGUGGAUUUAAGGACAUUCUUAUAAACUAUACCACUUGUGUUCAGCUAUUAUGAUAUAAAUAUAUUAAAUUUAUGCAAAUACUAAACUUGUGUGUUAUAAAUUUUAGAUAACUUUCACUUAUGCAGUUAUUUAAGCCAGCAUCUGUUCAAAUAUUUCAUCUUUGCAUCAACUUAGUAAUACUUCUGUUCAAAUACAUGUAAACAGGAAAUCAUUAUGUUUACAAUUACUUAAGCCAACAUGAUAUGAAAUAUACCUAUAACUUUGCUAUGCAAUUGUUCAGUCUAUUAUUUGUAUAUUGAUAAAAUUAUGUAUGUAUUUUUUUAUACCAACUUGUGUUCAGCCUGAAUGGCAGCUAUUAUUUUCAUUGUAUUAUCCUUGUGCCAUAAUUAUGUACAGAACUUAAUUAUGUAGAUCUGAAGUUAUAAAUUCAUUUCAUAUUAAGUAAAAAAUUAUGUUAA
This is a messenger RNA of Mytilus californianus (California mussel), 4065 nucleotides long. Its product is annotated as thymidylate synthase-like. The transcript has 9 exons. Gene Ontology annotation, biological process: dTMP biosynthetic process. The coding region runs from base 104 to 1072 and encodes 322 amino acids. Lineage: Eukaryota; Metazoa; Mollusca; Bivalvia; Mytilida; Mytilidae. Gene Ontology annotation, cellular component: mitochondrion; cytosol. Gene Ontology annotation, molecular function: thymidylate synthase activity. The record is from RefSeq and is a predicted model, not a curated record.